This is a messenger RNA of Brassica napus (rape), 4446 nucleotides long. Its product is annotated as ABC transporter G family member 28. The record is from RefSeq and is a predicted model, not a curated record. The coding region runs from base 762 to 4079 and encodes 1105 amino acids. NCBI's taxonomy places the organism in Eukaryota, Viridiplantae, Streptophyta, Magnoliopsida, Brassicales, Brassicaceae. The transcript is spliced from 14 exons. Gene Ontology annotation, molecular function: ATP binding; ABC-type transporter activity; ATP hydrolysis activity.
AAAUGUAAAGCUAAAUAAACACUUAUCUUUAAGAGUAAUGAUAUAAGUGAAUAAAAGACCCACUUAUUCAAAAAUGCAGAAAUUGUUAAAACUCAAAUAGGAUCGAAUCUGAAACAAAUAUCACCACCCCAUAUUUAAUUGUGAAAACACAGUAAACACAUGUUAAGUUUACAUACUUUGUUUCAAUAAUAUUACCAUAUUUUCUUUUGGCUAUUAUUCAAAGGAUACAUUGACGAUUGCUUGACCUAUCCUACUCUAACAGAUGAAGAAGUGUUUUGGCUAUAAAAUUAAGUUCAUUAUUUGAAACCAAACACAUCAUAUUCGUUUGAACUUAUCAAUUAAAAAAUAGUAAUAGCUGAAGAAUUUUUUUUUUAAUUAUUAAAAGACUGAGAUGUUGACGAUUAUGGUAUUAUUUAAUAUUAUCAAAGUUGAGAAAAAACAUUGCAUCAGUUCCCAUGAACACAAAGCCAUUCCAAAGCUAUUUUGAGUUGUGAUAAAACUUGAUAUUACCAAAACACGAGUUAGAGAAAGUCCAACGAUUCUCUGUCUUUCUCCCUCUUCCUCAUUUAUCGCCAUGUCUUCCUCUCCACCAUAUUUCUUGACUCGCAAGAAAACAACACAAUCUUCCCCUCAAAAGAAAAAAAAAAACAAAACAAACCCUAAUUCUCUAUCGAAUCUCAAGAACAGAUCAAUAAUCUAAUGUUCCCUUGAUCCGUCCUGAUCUCAAAUCUGUAUCACUGUAUUUCAAGAAAAACUCUGGAAUGGGAAGGAGAAAGUUAUGUUUUCAAGAAACAUUUGUUUCGUUCUUAGUUUCUCUUGUCUUUAUAUUUCAUCGAGGAGUAAUAUGUCAAGAUGAUAGUAGCUUGGAUAAUCCAGCAGCCAAUCGCCUCUAUAACCAAUUCGUCUUCGACAAAAUAUCCAAUCUCACAGAAGUUUUUGAGGAUGACAUCAAACGAGAACUCGGUUUCUGCAUCACCAAUGUAAAAGAAGAUUAUAAUGAAGCGUUUAACUUCUCUUCCAAGCCAGGCUUCUUAAAUAAAUGUGGUAAAACCACAAAAGGUGACAUGAUGCAGAGGAUAUGUACAGCUGCAGAAGUGAGGAUAUACUUCAAUGGAUUAUUAGGAGGUGCAAAGAGAGCUACUAAUUACUUAAAACCGAACAAAAACUGCAAUCUAUCUUCAUGGAUGUCUGGAUGUGAACCUGGAUGGGCUUGUCGUACUGCCAAAGACGUUAAAGUUGACCUUAAAGACGAUAAAAACGUUCCUGUGAGAACUCAGCAAUGUGCGCCUUGCUGCGCAGGUUUCUUCUGCCCUCGUGGGAUUACUUGCAUGAUACCUUGUCCUUUGGGAGCUUAUUGUCCAGAAGCUAAGCUGAACAGAACAACAGGACUAUGCGACCCAUAUCAUUACCAGCUUCCUUCAGGACAGCCAAAUCAUACUUGUGGUGGUGCUGAUAUAUGGGCUGAUAUUGUUAGUAGCAGUGAAGUUUUCUGCUCAGCUGGAUCUUUUUGUCCUUCAACUAUUGACAAGCUUCCUUGUACUAGAGGACAUUUCUGCAGGACAGGUUCUACUGCUGAAAAAAAUUGUUUUAAGCUGGCAACAUGCAAUCCAAGAUCAACAAAUCAGAACAUCACAGCAUAUGGAAUCAUGCUUUUUGCUGGGCUAGGUUUCUUGCUCAUAAUCUUAUACAACUGCUCUGAUCAAGUGCUUGCUACAAGAGAAAGAAGGCAAGCAAAGUCCAGGGAGAAAGCAGUACAAAGCGUGCGUGAGACGCAAACGCAAGAGAAAUGGAAAUCAGCCAAAGAUAUUGCAAAGAAGCAUGCCACCGAGCUGCAACAAUCAUUUUCAAGGACAUUUUCUAGGAGAAAAUCAAUGAAACAGCCUGAUCUGAUGAGAGGUCUAAGCCAAGCAAAGCCUGGAUCAGAUGCUGCUUUACCACCAAUGGCAGGAGGAAGCUCAGACACAACCAAAAAGGGAAAGAAGAAGGAUAAGAACAAACUAACUGAGAUGUUACAAGACAUUGAACAAAACCCUGGAGACACUGAAGGUUUUAAACUCGAGAUUGGUGAUAAAAACAUUAAAAAACAUGCUCCGAAAGGCAAGUCACUGCAUACGCAGAGCCAGAUGUUUAGGUAUGCUUAUGGACAGAUUGAAAAGGAGAAGGCUAUGCAGGAGCAGAACAAGAACUUGACAUUCUCUGGAGUCAUCUCUAUGGCUAAUGACAUUGAGAUAAGAAAGAGACCAACCAUUGAAGUUGCAUUCAAAGAUCUUACUAUUACUCUGAAAGGUAAAAACAAACAUCUCAUGAGAUGUGUGACUGGGAAGCUAUCACCUGGACGUGUUUCAGCUGUGAUGGGUCCUUCAGGAGCCGGGAAGACCACUUUCCUAACAGCUUUGACAGGCAAAGCAGCAGGUUGCACCAUGACUGGGAUGAUUCUAGUAAACGGCAAAGUUGAAUCAAUUCAAUCUUACAAGAGAAUCAUUGGCUUUGUGCCUCAAGAUGACAUAGUCCAUGGGAACUUGACAGUGGAGGAGAAUCUCUGGUUCAGUGCAAGAUGCAGGCUCCCUGCGGAUCUCCCUAAGCCUGAAAAGGUUUUAGUUGUGGAAAGAGUCAUAGAGUCACUAGGUCUGCAACAUGUCAGAGACUCUAUGGUUGGUACUGUGGAAAAGAGAGGAAUCUCUGGAGGUCAGAGGAAAAGAGUCAAUGUUGGUCUUGAAAUGGUGAUGGAACCAUCACUUCUGAUAUUAGAUGAACCAACUUCAGGUCUUGACAGUUCAUCUUCUCAGUUACUUCUUAGAGCUUUGCGCCGUGAAGCUCUUGAAGGAGUGAAUAUCUGUAUGGUUGUUCACCAGCCAAGCUACACUCUCUUUAGGAUGUUUGAUGAUCUAAUACUUUUGGCAAAAGGUGGAUUAAUAUGUUACCAAGGAUCAGUCAAGAAAGUUGAAGAAUACUUUUCAAGCCUUGGGAUAGUUGUCCCUGAGCGUGUGAAUCCUCCUGAUUACUACAUUGAUAUAUUGGAAGGGAUACUGAAGCCAAGCACAAGCUCAGGGGUUACCUAUAAGCAGCUUCCGGUUAGAUGGAUGCUUCAUAAUGGGUAUCCAGUUCCUUCGGACAUGCUCAAAAGCAUUGAAGGGAUGGCUUCUGCUGAGAACUCUGCUCAUGGUGGAAGUGCUCACGGGAGCGUUGUGGGAGAUGAUGGAACAUCUUUCGCUGGAGAGUUCUGGCAAGAUGUCAAGGCAAAUGUUGAAAUCAAGAAAGAUACCUUGCAGAACAACUUCAGUAAUUCUGGUGACUUGUCUCAAAGACAAGUUCCUGGUGUGUAUCAGCAGUUCAGAUACUUCUUAGGAAGGUUAGGUAAACAGAGACUGCGAGAAGCAAGGACACUAGCUGUAGAUUACCUAAUACUUUUGCUUGCGGGUAUCUGCUUAGGAACACUUGCUAAAGUGAGUGAUGAAACUUUUGGUGCCAUGGGGUAUACAUAUACAGUCAUUGCUGUCUCUCUCUUAUGUAAGAUUACUGCAUUGAGAUCUUUCUCUCUUGAUAAACUACACUACUGGAGAGAAAGCCGAGCAGGAAUGAGCAGCCUAGCUUACUUCCUAGCAAAAGACACAGUUGAUCACUUCAAUACCAUUGUCAAGCCUCUCGUUUAUCUCUCCAUGUUCUACUUCUUCAACAAUCCAAGAUCGUCCGUUGGAGACAACUACAUUGUCCUAAUCUGUCUUGUCUACUGUGUAACUGGCAUAGCUUAUGCCCUGGCCAUACUUUUUGAACCUGGUCCUGCUCAACUGUGGUCAGUGUUGCUUCCUGUGGUUCUGACUCUAAUAGCCACCAGUACAAACGAUAACAAAAUUGUAGAGUCAAUCUCAGAGUUGUGCUACACGAGAUGGGCUCUUGAAGCAUUUGUGGUAUCAAACGCUCAAAGAUAUAAAGGAGUCUGGCUUAUCACUCGCUGUGGAUCACUGAUGGAGAAUGGCUACAACAUCAAGCACUUCCCUCGUUGCCUCAUCUUCCUGACAUUAACCGGCAUCUUGAGCCGCUGUGCAGCGUUCUUUUGUAUGGUAACUUUCCAAAAGAAGUAGCUUUAAGCUUCUUCUAUGCAUGCAAAACUAUAUUGGACGGAUCAAUAGUGAACAUAGAGAAGCCACAAAGGUUUUACAGGAAAAAACAAUACACAAUUAUUGCAGAAGAUCAUAACACGGUACACUGUUCAUAGGUAGUUCCAUCACCAGAGUUCAAGAUUUUCUUACCUGUAAUUCUUCAUGUUGUACAUCUUUCUUUUGUUUUAUAGAUUUAACGUAGAUCAUCAUCGGGUUGCUAUCAAUUCUGUUUUAUACACCAAGUAAAAAUGUAGAAGUACAUAGAAGAACCAAUGAAAAACCUUCAAGAACUUCCAUUACUUUCUUGGCUUAAAAGUUAAUAACAAUGGUAAUUUGUUUUCCUUUUUUU